Daucus carota subsp. sativus is the source of this 2228-nucleotide messenger RNA. RefSeq lists its product as uncharacterized. The record is from RefSeq and is a predicted model, not a curated record. Bases 127 to 1602 code for a protein of 491 amino acids. The transcript is spliced from 2 exons. NCBI's taxonomy places the organism in Eukaryota, Viridiplantae, Streptophyta, Magnoliopsida, Apiales, Apiaceae. Gene Ontology annotation, molecular function: protein binding.
GAAAUCAAAUCUCGAGUAUGUAUUCUUCAUCAGCCUAGAAGACAAUAAUAAUAAGUCAUAGUUGCAAAAGGAGGACUGAUCUCUCUCUCACAUCAGACUGAUCAAACAAGGUUCGGCUUGAUUCUUAUGGGUAUGGAUAAUUUAUCUGAUUUUCUGCAAGAUUUGUUGAUCGAAAUUCUAAUAAAACUGCCUGAAAAAGAUUUGUACAAAUGCAAGUGUUUGUCACGAAAGAUGUAUGAUUUCAUCACGUUUACUUGUGUGCCCGUGUUACUGUCACAAACCACAAUUGCAUGCCCAGAAGGUUUUUUCUUUAGCCGAUUAUCUUUACCACGCCCGCGCCAAUCUGAGUCGUAUCUGCCCAGAAUUGGGUGUCGCUCGACUCGUAAAACCGUUGAUGAAUUCUUUUAUAAGCUGGCGUAUUCGAGUUUCAAGCACAUUUUUACUGCCAGCGGUUGGGAUGUAGAUUAUCAAAUAUGUCGUCAGUUCAUAGGGAAGGAUGUGUCUUCGCUUUUGCCCUUUAAGCAUCACGCCAGGGACUUGCUUGAUGUUUGCAAUGGCUUAUUGUUAUUUAUAAAACCAUAUACAUGUCAAUUAUAUGUUUGUAACCCUGCAACUAAACAAUGUAUUUCAAUUCCCAAGUUAUGUGAUCAUAGGCCUUGUGUGUCUCGUUUCUCCAUGCUCGCCUUUGACCCUUCGGUCUCGUCCCAUUACAAAAUUGUUCGGUUACCUCUGUUUGAAGAGGAGAAUUUGUUUUUGGAAUUUGAUAUAUUUUGUUCUGAAACUGGAGUUUGGGUCCGUCGCGCUGUUCAAGUCAAUGAGAGUAAUAGCCUUUGUGGGUUGAGUUUAGUCAAGAAUUCGGCCUAUCUUGAUGGUGUCCUGUAUAGGUUACUCUCGUUUAAUUCACGGAAGCUUGUUAGCAUCGAUCUUAACAAUAUAGACUCUGUCAUCGUUCGUGUUAUUGACCUUCCGGUUGUACAUAAGCUAGCGGUUCCAGGUUGCAUCGGGGUUUCUCGACGGAAUAUUUAUUAUGCUUAUCGUGAACCACAGAGCUUUAACAUUUGGCAUCUGAAUGAAGCGGCGGAUUGGGUCUUAAAUUAUGAGCUUUCUACUCGCAAAUUUGAAGCGUAUAUAGUCCGUAAGUUCAAUGUUCAGUCUGAUGAAACUGUAUGGCUUUCUCCCUAUGCAAUGCAUCCAACAGAUGAUAUCGUCUUUAUCGGUACUGGUGAUAUGAUCUUUGCACUUUAUCUGGAAACCAGCACCCUUCGUUUGGCGUACAGCACAGAUUCUUUGACGUGUGUGCCAGGUCUUUUUCAUCCCAUAUUUGUGUAUAUCAGUUGUCCAGUCCCGUUGAACAACUUUCGCCCCGUAACAACCCAAAAGGUACUGUGGUCUUGCAAAGGAGAAGUUUUAGUUACCGACGGCGACGUAUGUAGUGAUAAUCCAGAACAAUGUGGUAUUUUACCUGAAAUGGACAAAUUUGUCAAUGGAGUAUCUCCAGAAUUUUGGGUGAUGCCAACUAUACGUAGUAUUGGACUGAAGCAUGUGGACGUGACCGGUGUUGGCCACCUAUUGCAUCCAUCUUAUAAAGGUCCCAAGUUCUAGUGGUAAGAAGAGGUAAUGUGGAUGGAUGGACAUAUGUGGUAUUCAAAAUUUUGCUGCCACAUGUAUGAAUAAUCAUCUUUCUCACUGAUGAAUAAAUGGAAAGCAUUUUGUCUCAGAAAUGCAAAUAUUCGGGGGAUGCCAUACUUAUCUAUCUAUUAUAUAAUAAUGCUUCAACAAGGAGGUUCUGUGAGCCAAAAAGUCAGUGAAAAAUACAAUUUUGCCCAUCAUUUUAUAAGAAUGAAACUUCUUUUACCAUGUCUACGCUACCUGCUCGGUCUUUUCAGUUAUUUUGUCAGGGAAUUGCUACAGCCUUUGAUUAUAUUUGUAAGUUGUACAGAAACAGCUGCCAGGUCCUCCUCUCUGUGCUUUUUGCGUGUAUCAAAAGUUCAGAUACAACUGUUGGGUCCUCUCUCCGUUUUUCACUUCUAAUGCUUUAUUAGUCUCACCCUUUUUCAAGAUACUAUUGCUUUGAAUUUUUUUUUUUUUUUUUUGUGGAAUCAUUUGAGAGCUCAAGAAUUGUGAUUAGUAUGCAAUCUAACGUGUAAAGAAUGACCCACCUCCAAUCAUGCGAGGAUGGAAUGAUGACCAGGUUCUUCAGAAGUCAUAACAAAAAAAAUCAGUGGCAA